Molecule: messenger RNA, 1029 nt
Organism: Penicillium waksmanii
Lineage: Eukaryota; Fungi; Ascomycota; Eurotiomycetes; Eurotiales; Aspergillaceae
Product: CAAX prenyl protease RCE1
Exons: 4
Coding region: 1-1029 (342 amino acids)
Biological process (GO): CAAX-box protein processing
Cellular component (GO): endoplasmic reticulum membrane
Molecular function (GO): metalloendopeptidase activity
Source: RefSeq, a predicted model, not a curated record
AUGGCCCCCGUUGGGAUACUCGCACGUCUGAAGAGCCUGUAUUCUAAAGGUCAGGAUGAGCCUUCACUGUCUGUACACACCGUCGUCGUCUUCUCAGUCGCCCUUACAUUGCUCUAUGUCUUGCCUUUCUAUCUGUCGCACGCCACGCGGCCAUCGCCAACUCUGAGUCGAGAUGCGCCCUCUGUGAUUCGCGCUCGCAUCCGCGCGGUGACAGGCUCCUGCGUCGCCAGUUCUCUCAUUGUACUAUGGCUUAUUGUCGAGGAGGGUAAUUCCUCGCUCGGCGCUGCGUUGAGCAUGCUCGGCUGGUGGCCCAUCGACCUGGCGGAUAUCCUCCGAAGCCUAUCUCUAACAGCUAUUCUAUUCUUGGGCCCUCUCUUUGAAAGGGGUAUUGCCGAAGGCGAAUGGCGGUCUUGGUUCCGUCGCAGUAAAAUAUCCGAGAGCCUGAGCGGCUGGAUCGGCUGGAGAAAUUAUGUCGCCGGCCCCGUCACUGAGGAGGUCAUGUUUCGGUCGGCCAUUAUCCCACUGCAUCUUCUAGCGCAUAUAUCACCUGGAAGAGUGGUGUUUAUUGCGCCUUUGUACUUUGGCAUUGCGCAUGUCCACCAUUUUUACGAGUUUAGACUUACUCAUCCCGAUACGUCGGUUUUGGCUUCUCUGCUACGCUCGCUCUUCCAGUUCGGCUAUACCACCAUCUUCGGCUGGUAUGCGACAUUCAUCUACCUCCGCACUGGAUCCUUGAUUGCGGUCAUUCUGGUCCACAGUUUCUGCAACUGGUGCGGAUUGCCUCGGCUCUGGGGCCGCGUUGAAGCUGGAGAAUCAUUUGGGGUACCCAUCAAUACCCGUGGCAAGGAGGACUCGGAUGGGAAUUACGUGGCCGAAGACGAUGAUGGCCAGCUAGGUAUUGGUUGGACGAUUGCGUACUAUCUGCUUCUUGUUCUUGGGGCGGUUUCUUUUGCACGGUGUCUUUGGCCUUUGACUGAGUCUUACUAUGGCCUGGUGUCAUUUACUGAGUCGAGGGCUGGCACAAAAUGA